UGAAGGGAGAGGCAUCAAUGUCACAUCGCGUCAAGCGCUAAGCCACUUCUAAAUCUGUCGGCUCAGUUGACACUAGCUCUGCUCUCUCUCUCUCUUGAAGUUAUAAAACGGCCCCUUGCUGGAAGCCUAUCACCAGUCGCCCUCCAUUCGCCAGAGUGACCACACUCACUGCUUGCCUCAAGUGUAAGGACAAAUGCCAGCGGACUGUGCCAGGAGGAUGAUCACCACUCUUCUUUGUAUCUGUAUGGCCCUCUCUCUGCUGAUUCACAUUGGGAGAUGCAGCCCAAUCAUGGCACCUGAUGACCCCCAUCCUGGAGUGGGGGAUGAUGGCCUUCCUUUAUUUAAUGAUCCCUUGAUGGAGCAAGACAGUGGUCUGGACUUUCAAAGCCUUAUAAGAAGCCAGUUCUUGAAGACUUUCAAUCUUUCUGACAUUCCUCAUCCUGAAGGGGGUAAGGUGGAUCCUCCUGAGUAUAUGCUGGAGCUCUAUAAUAAAUUUGCUAAUGACCGGACCUCAAUGCCAUCUGCCAACAUUGUGAGGAGCUUCAAAAAUGAGGAUAUGUCUUUGCACCGCAUGGAUGCUGAUGGAAUACGCAAACAUUCACUCCUCUUCAACUUAUCCAUUCCACAUCAUGAGAAGAUCACCAUGGCAGAGCUGCGUCUCUACACAUUGGUGGAGCGAGACCGGCGCAUGUAUGAGGGUGUGGACAGAAAAGUGACAAUUUAUGAGGUGAUGGAUAACAGCAGUGAGAUUGACAUGGUGGCAGAAGAGAGGGGGGAGGAAAAAGGCGGGGGACAUACCCAGUUGACAGAACUAGCCUCACGGCAGGUCUACAGUACAGACAGCGGUUGGGAGGCCUUUGAUCUGACCAAUGCCGUACACCGAUGGCGCAAGUCUGAUUAUACCACGCACCGGCUAGAGGUACACAUCGAGAGUGUUGAUAUGCUGGAGGAAGAAUUCCGUAGAGGGAACCUGGACAUUGACAUCAAUCCAGAUGCCAAACAUGAUCCACUGCUGAUUGUUUUUUCAGAUGAUCAGAGCAAAGAUAAACGAGGAGAGAAAAAGGCUACGGACGACAUGGUGGAACAGGACAAGUUGCUAGAGUUUGGAGACAUCACUUUUGAUCUCAAUGACCUGGAUAAUGGCCAAAAUGAGGGACCAAAUGACAGCUCUUUGCUGCACAUGGGGUCUAACCUGAUAUAUGACUCUUCCUCCAGGAUACGGAGAAAUGCCAAAGGUAACUUCUGCAAGAAGAUUCCUCUUUAUGUAGACUUCAAGGACAUUGGCUGGGAUUCAUGGAUCAUUGCACCUCCAGGCUAUGAGGCAUAUGAGUGCAAAGGCAUCUGCAGCUACCCAUUUGCAGGACACAUCCCGCACACAAAUCACGCUACAGUACAAACUUUGUUACACAUAAGCAAUCCGCUACGAGUUGCCAGAGCCUGUUGUGUUCCCACCAAACUGAAUCCAAUGUCGAUCCUAUACCUGGAUAAUGGUGGCAUUGUCACUUACAAAUAUAAGUACGACGAUAUGAUUGUGGCUGAGUGUGGCUGCAGAUAGGGACUGGAACACAGAGUGAGUUCACCUUUAGAUGAUGUGGAAAAUCUAUUUAAUUAUUCUGUCUGUAAAUGUGUACAUUUUGUACUUCAUAUUUAAAAAUAAGAUUAUUUAAAAAUUGUGUGUACAGUAUGAAUAUGAUAUAAUUUGUGAAUAGGUUGUGCAUCAUUCAGUCUUUAAUGGUUCAUUGUUCAAGAUAUCAAAAAGGGAGAGCCACAUUUAGUUACAUUGUCAAAUCAGCAUGCUAGCUGAAUUUUCUGGUUGAAAAUGGUCCACAUGGCAACUGUUGAAAAACCACGGAAAAAGCUUUAUUAUUCUUGAAAUUAUGCAAACGUAUGACCAGCUGUCUCAAAAAGACUGUGACAUAGGUUUUGAUGGGCAGAACGCUGCACGAUUUGGACUCAAGAAUGGUAUCUAUGUAAUUCAAAGAGCUGAAUCGGAAAAAAUGGAAUGACACCCAAAGGUUUCUUCAGGCAACACAACUGCACCAACAUUUUGGGCAAUUCAAGGCAGGAAUUGUGCACUUAAGAACUGCCAAGAAGAUAACUCAAAUAGUUCACUUUAAAUUAGCCAGGAUUUCUGGUGAUUUUAUUUUUGUUAAUGGACUUAUUUUCAGUUAAAUAAUUGCCUGGACAAUAAAAGUGGUGCAUCUAUGAAGUACAUAUGAAGAAGCCAAGUGGUGUAACUAUGAAGUCUUGGUUUUGUGACGGCACUAACUGAACUCUGAAGUUAGCCCACUAAAAGAUAGCAACCUGUGUGUAAUAAGAAAAAGUAAAAGCUCCGACAACAUUAUUUCAAGUACUACCCCUGCUUCGAUAGCUGCAUUUCAGUAUAUCUAAGCAGCGGCUAUUUUCUUCUACUUGCUGAAUUUCCAGGCUAGCCUAGCAAGCAGAUUAGAACACUGAAGUAGACGACAGCAAUGACUGCAGCUUCUUAGGAUUUAAAAUCCAGAGGUCCCACACUCAAAAUGCAAAUGGCAGAGUAUGCUAAAGGCAGAAAGGGCUGUCCCCUGUCCGCUUAUCUGUAUAGGCCAAAAUAAGGCGUCACUGCCCUUGACAAGCUGUUCUUGUGCAUCACAUGCCCCUGGCUAUGCCACACCAUCUCCAAGUCCUGAGUGAUAACAAGGUGUUGGGGUUUAGAAACACUAGACCCGUCAAUCUAUUGUCGCCCAGCUGCCGAGCUGUCAAAUUCUUGGGUUUAAUGGUGCUGACGAGCUCCUGGGUCAGCUUCAUUAUACCUCGUUUCCACUUUUAUGGCAAAGAUCUCCCUUAUCAGAAGGGAAAGUGAUAAGCAAAGACGAUGUUUAAAGAGCCUGACCCCUUGUCUCACUCAUUCUAUAGACACUUAAUGGAUUUUUUCCAAGAUGCUUUCACGCACAUUCUUUCAGUCCUCUUCAUUGCUGGGAUAUUUAUUAAUUUAUUUUAUUGAUUAGCUUGCUGCUACAGCUUUUUCUACAUUAUGAUAAACAAGGUUUCCUUUCAAAUGAUCACUACUGUUUAAAGAAAAAGAUGAAUAAAUUUGAACAUUUGAAUAAAACGUAGAAUAUGACAAUAAGAGCUAGGAAAGGUGGUACAUGAGACAGACGCAUUGAUUAUAAGGUAUUUACCCUUCCAUCUCUUGCCAUCCAUUAUCCUGUCAAGUUCAGGAAUUUAGGAGGCUGGAAUAAGACACCAUUCUGGCAGCACUAAACACAAGGCAGGAACCAGCACUGACUCAGUCCCAGUCCUUCUCAGGACACGUUCAUGUAUUAGCUCUGGAUAUAAAACGUGAAACAGAUCAGUGGAAAGGCCAAAUACAGUAUCUGAGUUUCUCAAAGAGGGUUUUUGAUACUAAGAACCAUUCCUGCUGCCUCAUAGGUUUGUAGGAUCUGACGUCUAACUGACUUUGUUAUGGUGUUUGAUUUUUCAGCUUUGAAAGUGAGUAGGAGUAACACAUUGGAAGAUGACGCUGAAAAAGGGCAUCAAGCCAACAUGGAGAGGGCAGCUGAGAGCUUGUGUAGCAAAGAGCUCAUAGUGUUUAGUCAGCUAAUAGCUGUUUUUGCUGAACCCUUAUGGAUUAAAUUUAGAAUUAAUUCUGUUGGUUUGGUAAAAGCUGUUAGUAUAUGGCUAGAUUUCUUCAGCUAUUCUUCUUCAGCUGCAGUGAUUUUGCAGUAUCUAGAUUAUUUUUUCCUUAGAUAGAUAGAUAGAUAGAUAGAUACUUUAUUAAUCCCAAGGGGAAAUUCACUUAAUGGGGGUUUUAACUACAGAAUGUUGUUAAAAAUAAUUGUUUCUCUCUUUUCAACACUCCCUACUUGUACAUUUCAGUCAUUCAAUAAAUAAAAAGAGGCAUGCAAGAAUGAAGGCAUUGUUAACAACUAAAAUGAGAUUUAGACUGAGGGAAUGCUGACUUUUCUCUGUGCUGUUCAUAUUUAUUUAAUUUUCAGUGUGAUUGUACCUCCCACCAUACAAAGAGCCCUGGACAGUGGGAGAUACAGUAAUUAUAUUGACAGUCACACCGAUGCACUGUAGUAUUUUUGGUCAGUUACAGCCUAACGUCGUCCUUGAGUACUGUCAUUAGUAACUCUACCAUUAGCUGCUCUUAAUUAAUGGAGGCUCUGAACCCAGCUUUUCCAUAUCUUCACAUCAAUCUGAGAAAAAACAUCUUCAAACCUUCACCUUUAUUUUUACAUUUUUAUCAGUGUAACAAAUGUUACCACAUCGUGAUUUUGAUGUUUCCUGUCAGUUUUCUAUCAGCACAGGCUGAAGCUUCUGUUUACUUGUAAUUCUUAAUCUGAUUACAUUGAAGGGCCUCUAUGGUUGGACUUUUUAUUUCUCUGCUUAAACUGAUGGCUACUAUAACCCUUCAGUUUACAAGCAGAGCUUUGUAAUAUGAUAAAAAGAUGUGGCAUAUCAACUCCAGCAUAUUAAAGAAAUAAAGAAAGAGGCUAGCUUUCAAGUUAGACAAUCUACUUAAAUAUUUCUUCCAGCCAACCAUAACACUGAAACAGAAACUCCAACUGAAGUUCUCAGGUUACUGACUAGUAAUAAUUUUCUAAAUCCUCUACAAAUUACACUAUAAU
Polypterus senegalus (gray bichir) is the source of this 4610-nucleotide messenger RNA. It is a transcript of the gene bmp10, whose product is annotated as bone morphogenetic protein 10. Gene Ontology annotation, biological process: BMP signaling pathway; SMAD protein signal transduction. Bases 194 to 1555 code for a protein of 453 amino acids. The transcript has 2 exons. The record is from RefSeq and is a predicted model, not a curated record. Gene Ontology annotation, cellular component: extracellular region. Gene Ontology annotation, molecular function: cytokine activity; growth factor activity. NCBI's taxonomy places the organism in Eukaryota, Metazoa, Chordata, Cladistia, Polypteriformes, Polypteridae.